CGUGUUGACAUGACAUAUACUGUAGCAGAAAAGAGUGAAAACUUGGGAAAAUCUCUAGAAAAUAACUGGGGAUACAGACUUCCUGCUUGUGUAGAAUACGGCAGUUUUUAAACUAAUACUAUUUUAAAGCGUUGUCUGAGUGUAUCAGUUCACAAUACAGUUUGAAUUGUGUUUUGUUAUUGUUUACUUAAGCAGCUCGCUGCGCGUUGACUUGCAGACGAACGGGACAGCGGACGGCACCGUUAUACCUUAUUUAUGAAUGUGGGAAUCUUUAAUAGAGUCAACCAUAAGAACAAAGAUUCAGGCGGUAUGUACGCCGAGUGGAGCUCGCUGCCGCUCGAGGGCGGCGGGCACGGCGUGCUCGGCGCAGUCGGCGGCGCAGCCGGCGCGGGCCGCGACGUGGUGCUGGCGGUGGUGCGGCAGCUCACCUCGCACGAGCCCAGCCCGCUCACCACCGACGCCGAGGUGGAAUGGGUCCUGGAAGUGAUCCGCUUCGGGCUAUCGCUCCCGCUUCACGAGCACGAGGCGCUGCGCGACUGCGUGCGCGUGUGCUGCUCGUGGCUGUCGCCGCUGCUGCCGCCCGCGCCGCCGGCGCAGCCCCCGCCGCCCGCGGUGCCGCCGCCGGUCGCCGCCGCACCGAAACGAUACGCGAGGAAGAUACUAAGGCACUUGCAUAAUCUGUUCGUGCCGAGGCCUAAUGAAACACUCGCAUUCAUAUAUCAGACGGAACUAAUAGCCGCCAAUUAUGUAGUUACCAACUUACAAACUAAGUUAGAAGUGCAUUGCAUGUAUGUAGGAUGCGUGGAUCGGAAUGUAAGGACCGAAAGAUGGUGUCAGAAGUGGGAUGUUGCAAAACCACUGACGGACCUGUUACGACGAGACAACAGUUAUGAGUUUAAUGAUGAAUGCCGAGCUGCUUUUGAAAAACUGAAGAGGAGACUGGCGAGUCAACCAGUGCUUCGCAUAUUUAACCCCAGACUGCAGACUGAGAUGCAUACAGACGCCUCGAUGGCAGCGAUCUCUGCAAUACUUUUACAAAAAGGAGAAGAUGCAGAGCUGCAUCCUGUGUAUUACAUGAGCAGAAAGACGACACCAGCAGAGAGCAAGUAUACGAGCUAUGAACUUGAAGGCUUGGCAAUAAUAGAAGGAGUAAGGAAAUUUCGCUGUUACCUAUAUGGAAAACACUUUAAGAUUGUCACAGACUGCAAAGCAUUUCAAAUGACAUUAAAUAAGAAAGAUUUAGUAAUGUCAACAAGAGUGGCAAGGUGGAUACUACUGCUGCAAGAAUAUGACUUUGAGAUUGAGCACAGAGCCGGAAGUAAAAUGCAGCAUGUGGAUGCACUCAGCCGAAACCCAUAUGUGGCAGUAUGUAACGGGCCGAUUCAUCAACGGCUAAAGACGUCACAAGGAAACGAUGAUGGGCUAAACGCGAUCAUAGAGGUGCUCAAGAAGAACACACAGUAUCAGGACUACUACUUGGAAAAUGGUUUGCUCUACAAAGGCAUACAGAAGCAUCUCGUGGUACCAAAGACUAUGGAAACCGAGAUUAUAAAGAGAGCACAUGAGAAUGGCCAUUUUUCAAAAAAGAAAAUGAUUGAGCUUAUCAGUAAGGAUUAUUACAUCAAGAAUUUAGAAAGAAAAAUAGAAGAGUUUAUAGUCACAUGCAUACCAUGUCUGUUGGCGGAAAAGAAGAGUGGAAAGCUAGAAGGAUUCUUGUAUCCAAUUGAUAAACAGGAGCUGCCGCUAGAUACUCUCCACAUAGACCAUAUUGGUCCGAUGACAGAAACCAAGAAGCUGUAUAACCACAUUUUGACAAUCGUGGAUGCAUUUACCAAGUUUGUGUGGCUAUUCCCAGUUAAGAGUACUACUGCCAAGGAAACAGUAGAUAAGAUGAUGAUAUUUCAGCAAUGUUUCGGAAACCCGACUAGAAUCAUUACUGAUAGAGCCACCGCGUUUACUGGCUCUCAGUUCGAGGACUUCUGCAAAGACGAAGGUAUUGACCAUGUUAAGAUUACUACUGGGGUACCUCGGAGCAAUGGCCAGGUCGAACGGAUUCAUAAAGUGAUGACCAGCGUUCUGACCAAGCUAUGUAUUGAAGAACCGACACACUGGUACCGCCAUGUGAGUAGAGUUCAGCGAGCCAUCAACAGCACCCAUCAGCGCAGCAUUAAUACUACGCCAUUUGAGUUGCUAAUUGGUACGAAAAUGAAAAUAAAGGAAGACUACGAUAUCUACGAACUGAUAGAGCAAGAGAACAGAGAUAGUUCUAUGGCUAUUAGAGAAGAAAAUAGAAAGAAGGCUAAGGAGCAAAUUUUACAGAUACAAGACGAGAAUAAGAGGACCUACAAUAAGCGAAGGAAGCCGAGCACGGUAUUGGGCACAGGGCGGGGCUCGGAGCGGUGGUGGGAGGCGGGAGUCAGCGGCUCCAGCGUCGUAGAGGAGGGGGACACGCCCCCCGCGCACCGCCGCCUCGCCAAGUCCUACAGCGUGGCCGGCAAGGCCAGGGACAAGACCGAGAAAGGUACUCCGCGGUCGUCGUUAAUUGGCCUGACGGGGGCCGGCAGCAGGCCUGCCAGCGUGGCGCCUACUACGCCACCUAACUCUAUCAUCUCGCAAGUGUGUGAUUCGGAGAAGCCGCCCCUGACUCCACUGCGUCCGAAAGUGAACUCCAUCUUCCAUUUGUUCGGCGAGUGGCUGUUUGAAGCGGCACUCAUCGGAACUACGCCUUCCUACAACAACCAACAACGAGCCGACGGCACUCCACCACCGCCAUCUUUGUCGGAUGCCACAAGCAAGCUGAAUAUGGCAGCUUACCAACCAGGUCGCGCCGAAGCCCUAGGCGCCUUAUGUCGCGUACUUUGCUCCAAGCAGUGUCGCGAAGAAGUUUCAGCACAAUACCUAGCUCGUUGCUACGCCGCCAUUCACCGCGGGCUGAGAGACCCGCCUACUGCGCCCGCUGUAGUACUCAAUGCGCCUGAUAUAUUCAGAUUGGACCUAGACGGCGUAUUAGUGUUAGUUCCUGACUUCAUCACAGCACUAGAGCACAUCCUAACAGAGCGAGAGCCUAAACUGGAAUGCGGUUCCAUAGACAAGCGAGAGCUGCGCAAGGCUGCCAUCAGUGCGUUGUUGUCUCUGGUCGCUUUUCCGCACCAUUAUAAGGGGCUGCCGGUUCCGGAGUUCCCCGGGUGCAAUGAAUACGCCGGCAUGACACUAGGCGACUAUGCCCGCGGCAAGAUCUCCCUAAUCUGCGUAACUGCAGUCCAAGUGGAAACGUCAGACGCACUAGCAGUACCUUUGCUAAGCGCUUUGUACCUGUGUGUGAGGCAUAACGCGCAGGUAUCGACGGCGAGCAAGGCGCACAGCGCGCCGCCUGGCUCGACUAUGUCGCACAGCACGGAUUAUAAAGCGCGCUCCGACGGCGGCGCGGCGGAGCCCUCGCUGGACGACCUCGUCACCGACCUCGACUCGGCGUCGCCGCUUUUCGGUGCGGCACUGGUGGUACGUGCCACGUACUUAGUGUGCCACCGCCUCAUCUCCUCGUGGAAGGGAGACCUGCAGGUGUCGCUGGCCGCGUUGGAACUGCUCUCUGGCCUGGCUAAGCUUCACUCUGCUAAACCAGAAGCGAUAGAGCGCAAGCGCGCUGUCCGCUGGAUCUGCGACUACAUCAGCAUCCAAUGCAGCCGCCCCCCUCCCGCCCAUUCCCGCGACCUCCACUCGUGCGUGGUGGCCGCGUACUCCUGCCUGGCCUCCUGGCUGUGCCCCGCGCUGCUGGCCGACCCGGACUGCCUGGCCGCGCUCAUGGAGGUGGUGGAGCUGGGCAUCUCGGGCACCAAGAGCCAGGGUAAAUCUGGCGAGCAACCAAAAAUGAAAGAUGAGAAGGAACUAAAGCCUGUUUCUAUGAGAGUGCGCGAUGCAGCCGAAUCCUUACUGAUGCUCAUUUUGGAACAGGUGGGAUCCGAAUCUCCAGGCACCGGCUGGUGCCGAUUGGACGAGCGGUGGCUAUCGGCGUUGGGACACGGUCGCCUGCGGCAUUACGUCGCCGAUGGCAAUAUUCUUCUGUCGUUGUUGGAAGAACCGCUAGCCAACAGCCAGGAACCGCAACCUACCCUUAUUGUGAUCAUUCGCUGCGGCUGGGGCCGCUUCGCUUGGUCCAUGAGCAACCGCGGCGCGCCCCGCUCAGGGGCUCGCGGCGGCGGCGCGGCGUGCGCGCGGCCCGUAGACAUCAUGGAGCCGCCCCCGCGCGCCCCGCCCGCCUGCCGCCCGCUGCCCCCCGCGCCCCCGCCCUGCGCCGUUGACAGCGCAUUCCCAAGCCUGGAAGCUGUGUUGCGCCAACUGAACGACCCGGAGGCGCCCACUCUAUUCAAGCUGUUGGAACAACAGGCCGCCGUCGAGAAACGCGUUCAGGAGAGCGAAAAUAACGCGGUGCCAGAAGAGUGCGUACCGCCAGAGCCGGUGACAGAAUUUCAGACGGCGCGAUUAUUCUUGUCGCACUUCGGCUAUCUCAAUAUCGGCGGGGAGAGAAAGGGCCUGGGAGCACGAUUGGUGGCCCUGGACGACUCCGCGGCCGGGUUUGCAGCAGCACUGCGGCGCGUGGACGCGUGCGGCGCGCGCACCGUGCUGACGGUGCACGUGCUGCUGGCGCGCGCCGGCCAGCGCGGUGCGGCCGACAUCGUGGCCAACUCGCGGAGACCACCGCCGGCUGCCUUCGCUAGGAUGCUGCGCGGGCUGGGCAAGCCGGUGCGAGUCCGUGGACACCCGGGUUGGACGGGCCACGUGGCGACGAGCUACGACGCUCAGCCCGAAUACUUGUCCGCGCCACCUCCCGCCCCCACCGAGGACAAGACCCCAUCCAUCUACGACGGCAGGGACCAGGUACUUUACUGGUCAGACUCCAGCAACGAGAUAGCGUUCGUCGUGCCGUCGGGACACGAGGUGGUCGACACGGACGCGGACGAUAAAGGCGACGUAAAAUCUGACACCGACGGAAACUGUUUAUCUGCCAGGAGUUCAGAAAAGGCGGCAGGCUCGUGCUGGGACGUGUCGAGCAACAGCUCGGGCGCGCCGUCUUACGAGCGAAGCAUCAGCGAGUCCGACAAGGCGGAGCGAGGCCGCUCCAGUCUUAACGAGAAAAUGCGUGCGCUGUCGCUCGACCUUGACAAGCAACCGGGCGCACAGCUGACGGGAAGCGGUAGGCGUAAUCGUGACUUCACAACGAAGAUUCUGGUUAUCUGGUUAGAAGAUUUUGAAGAUCAUCUGAAUCUACCAAUCGACGACCUGCUCCGCUACUGCGAGACGGGCCUCCCGUGGCGACGCCACGAGGCGCACUGCAUCUGCGUGUCGCCCCGGCGCUCCGGGCUGCUGCGCGUGCACACCGUGCCCCGUGCAGCAGGCGUGCUGUGCGACGGCGCGCUGGUGGCGCCCGCGCUGCUGCCCGCCUGCCUGCGCCGCGCCGCGCGCUACCUGGCCAGACCCAUCCGCCUCAACACCGACCUAUACCAACCCCCGCACGUGCGUCGCCGGCACCUCAUCCAGGAGUUGGCGCACCAGUUCAAGAGGGAACUCACGGAGCCUGAGCUAUUGGAGUCACUCUUUAAACCGCCCGCCUAAACGCAAUAGGCCCAGAUAGCUGCCUGUCCCGAUCUAACAAGCAAGGCUCGGAAACCGGUUUUUCCUAACCGUUAUCAAUAUCAUAUAUAUAUAUAUAUAUCAAUAUCAAAAAACCUUUCAAUUACGGUUUCGCUCGAAAAACUGUUAUUUUGAAACCGGUUUUUAGAAAACCAUUUCCAUAAAGUUCUUGUCAGAUUAACCGGGUUAGAACAAUAUAAAAACCGGUUUCUUCCUAUGUCGGUGUCUAUCUUUACGUGGCACACCACCAGGCCAGCCGGGCGUCUCGUCGCUCGUCGAAUAAACCGGCUUAUUUAGGUUACAAUAAAGUUCUUAAAACGGUCGCGUUCUUAUGAAAGUUCGGAGGAAAACCGAAAUGUACAGUAAAUACCGGUAUUUUAUAAACCGGUACGGAGCCUUGCUAACAAGUAAGUGCAAGAACGUUCAAUAAAAGCUACCACGACAUUAUCCGUGCUAUUAUGCCGUUUGUAUCUAGCUGCACUAGUAAAAGAUGUGAUUCAUUUUAUUUAAAAUUGUAACCAAAGACUAUGUAACGCCGUAUUAGAUGGAUGCAGUCUGAGGAAAAAAUGUGCCUCGAAAAUCAAGAAAAUUUGAUUCUCGGACAGAUGGCGCCACUACGUUUUACCACCUUUGGCCUACUCUCGAAUAGAUGGCGUUGACGAUUUCGUUUGUUUUUUAACAAUUUUAACGCAUAACAGUGAGAGAACAUGAGUCAAAAUCAUAUGAAAAUAAUUAAUGCAAAUAAAAAAACAUUUAUCCAUAAUAUAAAUACAUUUUUUAGAUAUUUUUAGUUUUAAUCGUGUGUCGAUCGAUUGCCACUGAAUUUACUGUGGCUACAAAAUUUACUAUGACAGUACCGCUCUAUCCUAUUGUAUCCUCUUUUCUUCUUUUAAUGUUUACGUAAAUUUUUGCGUAGCCGAAAAAUUGAUUUACAUAAAAAUAUUUGACUACCGAUGUAUUUUAUAUUUGACAAUGGAUGUAUGUUUGUUUGCAUCAUGUGUUACCUGUAGAAGCUCAAUGGUGCCCUCAAAAAAAUUCUUCAAUUUUAUGAUUAUCCUCGUAAGGUCCACCAUACAAAGAUUCCCUAUUUUUAAUUUGAACCUUGUUGUAUAGAAGAUUAGGGUGACUUUCGUUUGUUAUAGAAAACAAUGAAACAAAAGAAAUGCUACUUGAUUCAUUUAGUGUAAGGUUCAAAUUAGAUUGAAACAGAGUGUACAUUGUAAUGCACAUUGGGCCUUACGAGGUUAUACUUUGCUGAACAUAACUAUGACUUUUAGGUAAAAAUGGUCACUUGGGUGUUACGUAACUUUUAGGUAGGAGGCGGGGGGUACACGAAAACGUUAGGCGCGUUACACGGGGUAGUGGGAGGGUCAAGUCUUCGAAAAUUGCGUUACGUAAUAUUUGAACGCGCCCUUAAAAAGAGACAGACAGAGAUUACAGGUCAUCUUCCUGUUUCAUGCAAGAAGCUUGCUUAUUUUGUACCGUCUUCUAAAAAAUGGAGGAUAUGUAUUCGAAUAUUUUUAAAGAUAAUUAGGUAGUAUAACUUUAAGACUGAUGUGUAAUCGUGCUUAAUAACAUUCCUUGUUAAUGUUGCAGUAUUUUAAUAAUUUAAUUUGCUUAUGCAUAAUUUAUAUCGUUACAUAAUAAUAAAUUUAACUUAUUUAAA
Molecule: messenger RNA, 7291 nt
Organism: Cydia strobilella
Lineage: Eukaryota; Metazoa; Arthropoda; Insecta; Lepidoptera; Tortricidae
Product: ral GTPase-activating protein subunit beta
Exons: 28
Coding region: 256-5607 (1783 amino acids)
Biological process (GO): regulation of small GTPase mediated signal transduction; DNA integration; activation of GTPase activity
Molecular function (GO): GTPase activator activity; nucleic acid binding
Source: RefSeq, a predicted model, not a curated record